AUGAAGCCCAACGCCGAGUGCGAUAACAAGGACUGCGUCAAGCGCCAGGAGGAGUACAAGGCCAAGCUCGCCGCUGCGCCCAAGGUCGAGCAGAAGAAGCAGGAGGAGCCCGCCAAGCCCAAGCACGAAACCAACGAGUGGGGCAUCACGGUGGUGGAUGACGAUGAGGAGGAGGAGGUGCAAGUGCCCGUCGCCAAGGCCCAGGAGGCGCUGCCCGACGGCCUCGUGCGAUCGUUUGAUGCGGCCAAGCUGGACGUGAAGGCCGGCGACAUCGUGCAGACCGACGACGCCCUCGAUCUGGACGACCUUGCCGCCCAGCUCAAGGGCCUCUCUUCCUGA
Molecule: messenger RNA, 339 nt
Organism: Acanthamoeba castellanii str. Neff
Lineage: Eukaryota; Discosea; Longamoebia; Acanthamoebidae
Exons: 2
Coding region: 1-339 (112 amino acids)
Source: RefSeq, a predicted model, not a curated record